This is a messenger RNA of Phragmites australis (common reed), 2240 nucleotides long. RefSeq lists its product as uncharacterized. The coding region runs from base 17 to 2098 and encodes 693 amino acids. The record is from RefSeq and is a predicted model, not a curated record. Lineage: Eukaryota; Viridiplantae; Streptophyta; Magnoliopsida; Poales; Poaceae. The transcript has 2 exons.
CGCUAGAGUUGAGAGCAUGGGUUUCUCAGAAGCCGUGCAGUGGUGGGACGAGUGGCAGCUGCGACUCCUCGUCCUUGCCAGCCUCCUUCUCCAGUACUUCCUUUUCGUCGCCGCGCUCCUGCGCAAGCGUCGCAUCCCGCCAUGGCUGAGAUCCGUAACCUGGCUGGCCUACCAAGGCGGCGACGCCGUAGCCAUAUAUGCCCUUGCCAUCCUCUUCAACCGCCACGAGGAGGAGGAGCUGCUCACGCACCCCGGCAGCGCGCACCUGGACACGCUCUGGGCGCCCAUACUCCUGCUGCACCUCGGCGGGCAGGACGGCAUAACAGCCUACAGCAUAGAGGACAACGAGCUGUGGGGACGGCAUUUUUUAAUCGCGGUGUCUCAGAUCACCGUAGCCAUCUACGUGUUCCGCAAGUCGUGGUGGUCCGGGGACGACAUAUUGCUGCGAGCAGCGAUCUUGCUCUUCGUCCCCGGGAUCCUCAAGUGCCUGGAGAAGCCAUGGGCUCUCAAGCACGCUAGCAUCAGCAGCAUCGCGGAGUCUUCCGGUUCAUCGCUGGAGAAAACCCUUCGCGACGACGGCACUGUGUGCAAGAACGUCGAUUCGCUCGAUCAAUUCGUGCAAGCUGCAGCUGCGUACGUUCGGGGGGAGAGCCAUAGCCAGACGCUUCCCGGACAGUCCGGCCACAGAGUGAAGCAUGAGCCCUACCAUUUCUUCGUCGACCUCAACUACCCGUACUCCAUUCGCCUCAGCAACCUAAUGUACAUGUCAAAAAGUAAACGGAGAGACGACGGCAGAGCGCACGACCGGGUGCACGCCGCCCUCUCCAAGGCGUUCGACCGUCUCUACACCAAGCACAAGGCGAGCUUCGGCGGCCUGCUGCGCGCCGCCGUCGUGUUCCUGACGUUCGUGGGCAUCGGGCUCUUCCAGAAGAGCCACAGGGGGGCGUACGACGGCGCCGACGUCACGGUCACCUACAUCCUGCUGUGCUGCACCGCCGUCCUGGAGUUCAUCUCGGCCUGCUUCGUCCUGGGAUCGGGGCUGCCAUUGCCUGACGACCAGGUUGCGCAGUACAACCUCAUCGGGUACCUGGCCCGCAACGACAAGCACCGGUGGCUCAUGGAGCUCGCGCGCCGGUUGAGGUGCAGGGAUUACCUCGACCGGCUCUGGUGCACGGCGCCCUGCGAGCCUUCCCGCGGCAUCACCCAGCGCGUCCACGACCACGUCGCCGGCGGGUGGAAGGACAAGAACUAUUAUGUACAUGACGCGGACACUCAACCUCAAAUUGCGCGGACAAUUACUUACCGGUGGUUCAACGACUGCCGCGGCCAGUGGACUGUCAAGAAGGAGCUGAGCGGCGACAAUAACAAGACACUCAACCUCAAGCAGAGCCUGCGGAGGCCGUUCGACGAGAGCGUCCUCCUCUGGCACCUCGCCACGGAUUUCUGCUACUUCGACCACGUGGAUACAGGCAGCGAAGCCACCCGCCGCAGCAGGGUGAUGUCCAACUACAUGGCGUACCUGCUGUUCGUCAAGCCGGAGAUGCUGAUGCCCGGCACCAGGCGCAGACUCUUCAAGGCCGCCUCCUAUGAGCUCAAAAAAUUGUUGUUCAAUCCGCCGCAGGAUGGAAAGGAGCAGGCGGAAAAGAAGACGACGGGAGAGAAGAAGACGGAAAAGAAGGCGCCGCUCGGGAGCAAGGAAGAGCUGGCGCGGAAGAUAAUCCAGAAGGUGAAGAGCACCAAGGAUAGCACCAAGGGUUCAGGUGGUCUUGUUCGCGAAGCUUGGGUGCUCGCCCAAGAGCUCAUGAGCAUAGACGACGCGAAGAAGGAGAAGACGUGGAGAGUGAUCGAGGGCGUGUGGGUGGAGAUGCUCUGCUUCUCUGCCGCCAGGUGCAGGGGGUACCUGCACGCCAAGAGCUUGGGCAAAGGCGGCGAGUACCUCUCCUACGUCUGGCUCCUCCUGUCAUACAUGGGCAUGGAGACCUUGGCGGAGAGGAUGCAGAGAACGGAGCUGCCCGCGGAAGGAGACACGGGUGCUGCCGUGAUGACAGAAGAUCCAACAUCCACUACGGCGGUGGAAUCCACCGGUGAUUGCGUUUGACGGUCACAUGAUGCGCUGGGCAGACGAGAGAUUUUCGUCCCGCCGCUUUGUUUCCCUUUUCCUGCACAUCAUUUGUUUCAGCGUGUUUCUUUCACGAAUUUAUGUUGGUGCUGUUCGUCCUUCUGCCAUUUCACUUGUUCUG